GGCCAUGGUCAUAGCUACUUGACUGCCAGUGCUAGAACGGGAUUCAUCAGGCACGGCCUUGUGCCGGAGUGCGCGGCUAGCCCGGUCGGCUAGAUAAGAGAAUUGGCGAGACGUAUAAUUAUCGAAAAGACAGAUAAAAGCUCGCUAUGACGCAUCGCCGCAUUGAUGUUGCCUGUGCUCGCUUUUCAUGCUACACGACAAUGUCUCCACGAAUAGACGGCUUCUUCAGGUGGUGACGGCCGUCACUUACUGUCUACUCUCAGUUGGCAUCUGUUUUGGCUUUGCGGCGCUCAAGCCUAUACUCAUUGACUCUGGUGUCUACGCUGAUGAGUGUUCAAGGAAAGAUCCUGCACCGUGUGUUGCACAGGAGGUCAAGCUCAAUCUGCUAUUCACAUUCGCCGCUGUUUCGACCAAUGUCAGUUCUUUCCCGAUUGGUAUAUUGCUCGAUCGUUAUGGUCCUAGAGUCACUUCGAUCAUUGGUGCGUGUCUCAUGAUGCUUGGCACGAUCGGAAUCGCUGCGUCAUCUAGCUCAUUAGAUCUUUAUGCCGUUUCGUACGCGGUCCUGGCCUGCUCUGGUUCGUUUCUAUUGUUGUCUGCAUUCACCCUUGCGCCGGCCUUUCCGUCUAGUCAAGGCAUUAUCGUCAGUGGACUGACUGGAGCAUUCGACGCAUCCUCGGCAUUGUUCCUUAUCUACCGCCUUGUGUACCAGAACUUUGUCAAGGUCAGCAUCAGCAGAUUCUUUGCGGUCUACGCGGUUGUCCCUGCUGCCAUCCUUUUAGUACAGAUCUUGUACAUGUCCAAGACAGCUUAUGAAGUUCUGGAGACCAAGUUGCUGGUCGAACACUCGCCGCAUGAGAGCCAAUCGCUCUUGCACGGCGAAGAAGACCGGCAACAAGAUCCGUUGUUUGGCGUCAUGCACAAUCAGCCGACGUGGAGCAUCAUCACAUCUGGUUGGUUUCUGUUUCCAAUGAGUGUCAUGAUUGUCUCCCUCGUUCGUGUCAACUUUUAUAUUGCUACUGUUGGUGCUCAGCUGCACAUGCUACUACCGGAAGCACAGGCAGAUGCGCUCGCCACGUUCUUCGAUAUACUUUUGCCUCUCGGUGGUAUUCUUGCUAUUCCACUGAUUGGCUACAUCAUUGAUCAUUACACUAUUGUCACUGUCUACUCGCUGACAGCUGGUCUAGCAUCAAUUGUUGGCGUGUUGAGCUUCAUUCCCUUCAAAGCAGCACAAGUACUGCAUAUUCUUGCUUUUGUCGUGCUGAGACCGUGGAUCUACAGUAUUCUCCCAGGCACAGUUCUCAAGCUCUUUGGCAACGACAGGUUUGGUGUGCUCUACGGUGGAAUUAUGGCAACUGCAGGUCUCGUCAAUCUCAUCGCUCAUCCGCUUGAGCUCUGGACCUACAGCCGCUUUGGUGGGAAUUUUCGAUAUGCUGAUGCGCUACUCGUUUCAGUCAGUGUUGGCUUUCUGUUUGGUACUGUCGUGUACAUGCAACUUAAAUUCAGGAGCGUAUAGAAUGCCUGGAACUCUUUCUAGUCGGAAACUGGCUUCCCAUCUGAUUGUGGUCGGCGUUGAAUUUGCGGGGGAGCAUGCGCCACCUGUCAAUCUGAAACUGUGCCACAAGUCAGAUCGCCCAUCUCGACUCUCGAG
Molecule: messenger RNA, 1648 nt
Organism: Protomyces lactucae-debilis
Lineage: Eukaryota; Fungi; Ascomycota; Taphrinomycetes; Taphrinales; Protomycetaceae
Product: major facilitator superfamily domain-containing protein
Exons: 2
Coding region: 188-1513 (441 amino acids)
Biological process (GO): transmembrane transport
Cellular component (GO): fungal-type vacuole membrane
Molecular function (GO): transmembrane transporter activity
Source: RefSeq, a predicted model, not a curated record